Punica granatum (pomegranate) is the source of this 1359-nucleotide messenger RNA. Lineage: Eukaryota; Viridiplantae; Streptophyta; Magnoliopsida; Myrtales; Lythraceae. The record is from RefSeq and is a predicted model, not a curated record.
UCUGCCUACGGUGAGAGUGAGUUCAGUCAUGGUGGGUCGCAGAGACGGCUCGCUGAUGCGGGAGAAAGGCCAGAGCUUCUGCGGAUCUCGAGUUACAGUAGCCAUUGCCAUGGGAAUCCUGCUUUGCUGCGUCUCGGUCUUGGAGUUGCUCUAUCCUAACGGCCUCUUCAGCUCCGAUCCGCCUCCUUGGUUGCAGAAGUUCUGGAGAACGGAUCGCCAGACUGAUUCAUCCUCAUGCAAAUCUCAAGAACGGGCUAACGCGCUGAAGCAGGGACAAGAUAAUGCACCGAAGCAGUUCCCAGUACUGGGCCAACAGCACAAAGCUGGGCCUUUUGGUACUGUCAAGGGGUUGAGAACUAAUCCGACGGUCCUUCCCGAUGAAUCCGUGAACCCAAGGCUUGCUAAGUUAUUAAAGGAAAUUGCCAUCGGAAAAGAGCUUAUAGUAGCACUUGCUAACUCCAAGGUCAAGGACAUGUUGGAGGUUUGGUUCACAAGCAUCAGGAAAGUGGGCAUACCUAAUUAUCUGGUAGUAGCAUUAGAUGACGAGAUCGCAGAGUUCUGCAAAUUGAAUGAAGUUCCAAUGUAUAAGAGAGAUCCAGAUCAGGGGAUCGAUUCAAUCGGGAAAACAGGAGGUAGCAUUGCAGUCUCGGGCUUGAAAUUCCGCAUCUUGAGGGAAUUUUUGCAGAUGGGAUACAGUGUUCUUCUCUCAGAUGUUGACAUAGUUUACCUGCAGAAUCCGUUUGAUCAUAUUUACCGCGAUUCUGAUGUGGAGUCGAUGACCGAUGGUCAUGACAACCAGACAGCUUAUGGGUAUGAUGACGUCUUCGAUGAUCCAGUGAUGGGCUGGUCUCGGCAUAUUUACACAGUGAGAAUAUGGGUUUACAACUCCGGUUUCUUCUACAUCAGGCCCACUAUCCCUUCCAUCGAGCUUUUAGAUCGUGUGGCUGGUCGGCUUUCUGAAAAACCGUAUUUAUGGGACCAAGCAGUCUUCAAUGAGGAGCUAUUUUUCCCUUCACAUCCUGGAUACGAGGGGCUCCAUGCCGCCAAGAGAACUAUGGAUUACUAUCUUUUCAUGAACAGUAAGGUCCUCUUUAAGGAGGUCCGGAAGGACGACGCUAAGCUCAGCCAAUUGAAGCCGGUCAUUAUUCACGUCAACUAUCAUCCAGAUAAACUUCCGAGAAUGAAGGCUAUAGUGGACUUCUAUGUCAAUGGCAAGAAAGACGCACUGCAACCUUUCCCCGAUGGUACAUAGAGAAAUAGGUAGGAGCAGAGCCAUAAUGUUCUCAGCCGUUUCUCUUCUUGCUUCGGUUUGCUGCACACAAAGGUAGGUUCAAUCUGGAUGCACUACCGAACUCCACA